Aspergillus ruber CBS 135680 is the source of this 831-nucleotide messenger RNA. RefSeq names its product J-type chaperone JAC1. The record is from RefSeq and is a predicted model, not a curated record. Gene Ontology annotation, biological process: [2Fe-2S] cluster assembly; protein complex oligomerization. Bases 31 to 789 code for a protein of 252 amino acids. Gene Ontology annotation, cellular component: mitochondrion. Gene Ontology annotation, molecular function: ATPase activator activity; protein-folding chaperone binding. Lineage: Eukaryota; Fungi; Ascomycota; Eurotiomycetes; Eurotiales; Aspergillaceae. The transcript has a single exon.
CACGCGCUGUCAACAAUUGAUCCGACCACAAUGGCUGCCCUACGAACAACCCUCCAAUGGCUCCGUCCGAGGUCGGCACCCAUAUCUCAAUUAUUUGCAAACCGUGCAUACCAAAUCCCAACACCAAGCACCCUCCGCGCAUUUACAACAACCCCCCAAACCCUCAACCCCAAUACCGAAAACGACAUCCCCAAUAUUAACAUAACAAACUACUACACCCUCUUCCCCUCAACCCUCCCCUCGGGUCCGCCCCCAAACCCAGAAACAAAAUUCGACAUCCCCCUCCGCACCCUGCGCGCCGAAUUCCUUUCCCUCCAAAACCGCACCCACCCAGAUAAAUACCCUCCCGGCGCACCGAAACAGAAAGCCGAAGCGCUCUCCGCUUUGUUAAACGAAGCCUACCGGACGCUCUCCGAUCCGCUUGCGCGCGCGCAGUAUUUGCUUAAAAUCCAACACAACAUUGACGUGACUGCCGAGGACUCCGCUGCAACUGACAAGCAAGCGCUUGACCCAGAGACGUUGAUGGCUGUCAUGGAGGUUCAGGAAAGGAUUGAGGAGCUUGCCGAGGAAGAGGGGUCGGGAGAGGAGGCGGAGAAGGUGAUUGAGGAGAUGAAGGGGGAGAAUCGGGAGAGGGUUGAGGAGGGGGUCAAGGUGCUUGGGGAGAUGGUCGAGAGGGGGGAUGUGGAAGGGAUGAGGAGGGAGUGUGUGCGGUUGAGGUUCUGGUAUAGUGUUGGGGAGGGGUUGAAGGAGUGGACGCCGGGAGUUAGGGAGAUUCGGUUGGUUCAUUGAUUUUGCUGUGAGGGUUGUAUAGGAUGAUGGUUGUAUAUGGAU